UCGUGCUUAUCGGCCAAACAACAUGGUUCCACACAGCAUAGGUUGUAGAAGACUUUAAACAUGUAUUCAAAUGCUACUUUUAGAGCAAUGCUGACUUUCGUCGUUCUUUUUUCACUCUUUACAAUUCCUGUGUCUGCGUCAGAGGACAAAAUAUCACACAGUGCUCAAAGUCCUGCUCUGUCCUACAUUACAUCGAUAUGGCACAACAGGCUGUAUUUAUACUCAGCUGCUGCAGUGUUUGUCGGCAUCUGGAUCUCUCUAAAGAUGGGUCUGAAAAAGCAAAGCUUGUCCGCAGACACAGCUCCAAAGGUUUACAAAGCUGAAAAGAAGAAUGGCUGCUCUGACAGAGAUGCUGUUGUUCAUGUGUCUGGAGUUAAAAUCUUCUUUGGGUCCCAGACAGGAACAGCAAAAGGUUUUGCAAAGCAGCUGUCAGAGGAGGUGCAGACAUUGGGUCUAACAUGUGAAGUGAUUGAUAUGAAGGAAUACGAUCCAGAUGACCGACUCGCUGACGAGUGCACCAGCAGAUCAGUUUGUGUGUUUAUCGUGGCGACCUACACUGACGGGCAGCCAACGGAGAACGCUGAGUGGUUCUGCAAGUGGCUCGAGGAGGCGUCCACUGACUUCAGAUACGGGAAUACGUACCUAAAAGGCCUGCGAUACGCGGUGUUUGGCCUCGGAAACUCAGUUUAUGUCGGCCACUAUAACACGGUGGGGAAAAAUGUGGACAAGUGGCUGUGGAUGUUGAGUGGGGUACGAAUAAUGACCAGAGGAGAAGGCGACUGCAAUGUGGUGAAGAGUCGUAACGGCAGCGUCCAGGCCGACUUCGAGGCCUGGAAAGUGAAGUUCUUGAACCGCCUCCAGAACCUGGUCAAAGGAGACAAGAAGAGCUGCAGCGGAAACUGUAAGAACGGAGGAUCCUGUAAGAACAAGAGGAAGGACGGACACGGACAGGAGGAGGAGGAGGACGCAGUGACUCGGCAGAACGACGGCUCUGAGGAGGAUCUGAUGGAGUCCAGCAGUGACGAAGACGAGUCUGGUCUUCAGGAGGGGAAGAAAUCUGUGGUGGACAUGGAGGAUCUGGGAGACAUCAUGACCAGCGUGAAAAAAGCCAAGAGCAAAGAGGAAGGCCAGAUGGUGAAGCUGUCCAAGCUGAACGGAGUAAAAAAGGUUGAAGAUGAAGGAGAGCGAAGAGAGAUGAUCACCCCCGCCCUGAGGGAGGCCCUGACAAAACAAGGGUACAAACUAAUCGGGAGUCACUCUGGAGUGAAGCUUUGCCGAUGGACCAAGUCCAUGCUGCGUGGGAGAGGAGGCUGUUACAAACACACCUUCUAUGGGAUCGAGUCCCACCGGUGCAUGGAAACGACCCCCAGCCUCGCAUGUGCAAACAAGUGUGUCUUCUGCUGGAGACAUCACACCAACCCUGUGGGGACGGAGUGGCGCUGGAAGAUGGAUCCACCCGAAAAGAUCCUACAGGAUUCCCUGGAGAAACACGAGAACAUGAUUCGACAGUUCAGAGGUGUUCCAGGGGUAAAACCCGAGCGCUAUGAGGAAGGUUUGGCGGUCAAACACUGUGCCCUCUCCCUGGUGGGUGAGCCAAUCAUGUACCCCGAAAUCAACACGUUCCUCCGCCUCCUCCAUUCCCACCGUAUCUCCAGCUUCCUGGUCACCAACGCUCAGUUCCCUCAGGAAAUCAGGAGUCUGGUUCCUGUUACUCAGCUGUAUGUGAGCGUAGACGCCAGCACCAAAGACAGUCUGAAGAAGAUCGACCGUCCACUUUUUAAGGACUUCUGGCCCCGUUUCCAGGACAGCCUGAGGGCCCUGGGCGAGAAGAGGCAGAGGACGGUGUACCGGCUGACCCUGGUCAAGGCCUGGAACGUGGAGGAGAUGCAGGCCUACUCUGAGCUCAUCGCUCUGGGCCAGCCGGACUUCAUCGAGGUUAAGGGAGUGACAUAUUGUGGGGAGAGUUCUGCCAGUAGCCUGACCAUGGCCAACGUUCCCUGGCACCAGGAGGUGGUCGCCUUCGUCCAGCAGCUGGCGGACAUGUUGCCUCAGUACGAGAUCGCCUGCGAGCAUGAGCACUCCAACUGUCUGCUCAUCGCACACACCAAGUUUAAGGUGGACGGCGAGUGGUGGACGUGGAUCGACUACGAGCGUUUCCAGGAGCUGGUCCAGGUUCACGAGGACAGCGGUGGACAGCAGAGCUUCUCGGCUUUGGACUACGUAGCCAAGACGCCUCGCUGGGCUCUGUUCGGAGCAGAGGAACAAGGCUUUGACCCGAACGACACCCGCUUCCAACGACGCAACAAAACCAAAGACAUCUCAGGAUGCUGAUGGUGGAGAGGAGGGAAGAGGUGGAGGGAUAGAGUGAUAUCUACUGCAGAGGAAAUGAAGAAGAAAACAAGGUUGGAUGUUUCUGUUCGCAGCCGCUUUGUGUUUGCAGUUCAGAGCUGGAUGGUUCGGUUCUGCUCUUCCUCACACAGCGAUUUUAAAGUCCUCAUGAAACAGUGAGCACAGGGAUAUUUGCUUAUGAAGUGAGUUUUCUGUCGUGACAGGAGUCUGAGUUCUGAUUGGUCAAUAACCCACUGACGAACCAUAACUCCUCAUCCUCUUGUAUUAACCUUCCAAUAUCCAGGUGAGCAUAUUAUGCACACUAAAACAUCGUAGUAGUUUUCACAAUUUGUAUCAGGUCAAAAUUCAAAACUUUUUCAUUUGUGCAUGAUUUUUGAAAUUCCAGCCCAGCCGCUAAAAUCAGCACAUUGUAAACAAUAGAAAAUUCCUACACUAGCACCUUUAUACAAAGUAAGUAAAAAAUGCACAUUGACACAUUUUUGAGGGUCGAAACAUAGUAAUGUCCCGUCAGAGAGCGAACUUUGAUUGCCAUUCCAACAUUUGUUUCAAUAUAAAGUAGCUCCU
Sphaeramia orbicularis (orbiculate cardinalfish) is the source of this 2913-nucleotide messenger RNA. RefSeq names its product tRNA-yW synthesizing protein 1 homolog (S. cerevisiae) (gene tyw1). Gene Ontology annotation, molecular function: 4 iron, 4 sulfur cluster binding; FMN binding; catalytic activity. Bases 61 to 2331 code for a protein of 756 amino acids. The record is from RefSeq and is a predicted model, not a curated record. Gene Ontology annotation, biological process: wybutosine biosynthetic process. The transcript is spliced from 16 exons. Lineage: Eukaryota; Metazoa; Chordata; Actinopteri; Kurtiformes; Apogonidae.